GCCACCGCCCGCCGCACCGAACCACACGCCACCGAGAACUCUUCUCCUGCUCCCCCUGGCCGCCGCCGCCUGCCCUCAUCCUUCCCUCGAUUGGACUGGAGUGCGGCGCCCCCGACGAUCUCUUCCUUCUUUGUUUAGUUGGUCUUACAAGAUUGGCGAAAAAUGUUCAAGAAUACAUUCCAGUCAGGGUUUCUGUCGAUUCUGUACAGCCUCGGGACCAAGCCAUUGCAGAUAUGGGACAAGGAAGUUGUUGAUGGGCACAUUAAAAGACCCCAGGAUGAAGAUAUCCAGUCUAACGUUCUUGAAAUUAUUGGAACAAAUGUGCAAUCAACGUUCAUCACUUGCCCAGCUGACCCUGCUGCCACUCUUGGAAUUAAGCUUCCAUUUCUUGCCCUCGUUGUGAAGAAUCUUAAGAAAUACUUCACAUUUGAGGUCCAUGUCUUGGAUGACAAGAAUGUCCGCCGGCGAUUUCGAGCAUCAAACUUUCAGUCCGCCACGAGGGUAAAGCCAUAUAUCUGCACAAUGCCGCUGAAGCUCGACGAUGGCUGGAACAACAUUCAGUUGAACCUUGCCGACCUGACGAAGAGAGCCUACGGCACAAACUACGUCGAGACACUGCGAGUGCAGGUCCACGCAAACUGCCGGCUCCGCAGAGUUUACUUCUCCGACCGCCUCUACUCGGAGGAGGAGCUGCCUCCGGAGUUCAAGCUGUACCUUCCGAUCCAAAAAUCGUAGAGCUCAGGACGAAGCAUGGAGGCACUACUCCCCAGGAGCUCAGGAGACAACAACAGCUAGCUAUGCGUAAAGCAUUGGAAUCUUUUUGAUUGUACCCUAAUUUUUGCCUGAAUGACAUGUGCUAAAACUGUAUCUAAUUGAUCUCUUCUCCAAUGUACUGUUGAUGCUGGUCCAUUUUCAUGGUCACAACUGACAAGUAAAGCAAGCCCCUACGGGCGGGCCACCGGCUACUUGUGUGCCUA
Molecule: messenger RNA, 977 nt
Organism: Lolium rigidum
Lineage: Eukaryota; Viridiplantae; Streptophyta; Magnoliopsida; Poales; Poaceae
Product: cilia- and flagella-associated protein 20
Exons: 6
Coding region: 163-735 (190 amino acids)
Source: RefSeq, a predicted model, not a curated record